Messenger RNA from Salarias fasciatus (jewelled blenny), 1681 nucleotides. Its product is annotated as Golgi reassembly-stacking protein 2-like. Gene Ontology annotation, molecular function: protein binding. The transcript has 10 exons. The record is from RefSeq and is a predicted model, not a curated record. Gene Ontology annotation, biological process: Golgi organization. The coding region runs from base 85 to 1308 and encodes 407 amino acids. Lineage: Eukaryota; Metazoa; Chordata; Actinopteri; Blenniiformes; Blenniidae. Gene Ontology annotation, cellular component: Golgi apparatus.
GGAAGUGCGGAGCAGCAGGAACCAGGCGACAUGCUCCGGCUCUGAUCGCACUGCGGUCCCACCCGGACUCACAUCCAGGGAGACAUGGGGGGGUCCCAGAGCGUCCAGAUCCCCGGCGGAGGGUCCGAGGGCUACCACGUCCUCAGGGUGCAGGAGAAUUCCCCCGGUCACCGCGCGGGUCUGGAGCCAUUCUUCGAUUUCAUCAUCUCGGUUUGUGAAACCAGACUGAAUAAGGACAACGACACCUUGAAGGAGCUGCUGAAGGUGAACGUGGAGCGGCCCGUCCAGAUGCUGCUGUACAGCAGCAAGACGCUGGCAGUGAGGGAGACCACGGUGGUCCCCAGCUCGCUGUGGGGCGGGCAGGGCCUUCUGGGAGUCAGCAUCCGCUUCUGCAGCUUCGAAGGAGCCAAUGAGAAUGUCUGGCAUGUCCUGGAAGUUGAGCCAAACUCCCCUGCAGCCCUGGCUGGUCUGAGGCCUCAUGCUGACUACAUCAUAGGAGCAGACACCGUCAUGACCGAGAGUGAAGAUCUGUUUUCUCUUGUUGAAACCCAUGAAGGAAAGGAGCUGAAGCUGUACGUCUACAACACCGACACGGACAACUGCCGCGAGGUGGUCAUCACCCCCAACUGCGACUGGGGUGGAGAGGGCAGUCUGGGCUGUGGGAUCGGUUAUGGAUACCUGCACAGGAUUCCCACGCUGCCGUUCACCGAGGGCAAGAAGAUGGGCUUCUCCUCACGGCUCUCCAGUGAGCCGACCCCGUCGCCCACUGACGGCUUCACAGAGGUCCACCUCUCCGCCGUGGUUCCAACCCUUCCCGUUGUCGUAUCGUCGGGAUCGAGCGGUUUAGAGCAGUCGCUGGCCGGUUUGUCGGUCGACACAAACCCGACAGACGUCUUGAGCGACCGACAGACAGAGUCUCCCAGCCAUGUGAGCCCGUCCCCGAGCGCUCCGCUGUCCGCCAGUCCUGCUCCAACACAAGGCUUGAGGCCCAUGCCUGCAGGUCUCCCACUCUUUCCUAACUUACCCAACCUGAAUGUGGCCUUACCAGACGUCAGUCACAUAUUGCCCCCUGGAGUUGGUUUACAGCAUGCAGGUCUUCCACCUCUCCCUCCUCUCAACGCGCCGGGCGUCGUCCCUGGAGUACCUCUGCCUCCACCCGAGUUCGUUUCCCCUCCCGUCACCACAUACACUUCUCCAUCUUCCACCAUCCAAAUGAACAGUUCCCCGACCGACUCCCCCGAGCCCCCGCCAGCCGCCGCCGCCGCCUCUGGAUCAGUGAAGAUCACCAUGUCUGCAGACUUGUCUUAGCAGAGGGCGUCGCUUCAGUAGAACUCCUCCGCUCGGCUGGUACCGAACAGCCUUCUGGUCCUCCACUGGUUUGUCACAAUAAAGCAGCAGUUUGAGAAAAGACGUUACAAUGACAAGAGUUUUGCUGUAAAAAAAAGUGUGUAUGACCUCUUAACUGACCAAAGUUGUAUAAUGUGUGUGAAAAGAAAGUUAUUUUAAACCUGCAAAAGUAUUAUCUCUGUAGUUUUUAUGGGUCAGGUUACUGAGGGUGACGGUAACCCUCUGCUGGGGAUUUUCCUGUUAAAUGCUUGCUGCACCGUUACAGACCGUAUCCAACCGUUCUGGUUUUGUACAAAAAGAAAACAAAAAAAAAAAAAACCCACUUUGAUUAAAC